This is a messenger RNA of Spirometra erinaceieuropaei, 5192 nucleotides long. The record is from the annotation of a GenBank genome assembly. NCBI's taxonomy places the organism in Eukaryota, Metazoa, Platyhelminthes, Cestoda, Diphyllobothriidea, Diphyllobothriidae.
AUGACCAUCACUGCUGGUGAAGUGCUGGCAACUGACCCUUCGUCAGGCGGUCUCCCUAGUGUAGGUGAAGGUUCCCCAUCUCUCAAAUGUGCAGUUUUAAAGGAUGGCAUCGUCUUUUUAAGUCUGGGACUCCCCACUGUCCCUCUGGACAUGAAGGCGGGCUACAGACUUGUAGAAGCCAGCAUCGUUUUCGAACGUAGAAAAACUUUACACAGAAGCCGACACAACGCUGAGGCUGUAUUGGUUUAGAUUGAGAUGUUAUUGUGCAAAUGUCACGACUACAAACCCAGGCGAGGCGGAAAACAUGUAAGUCAGUUAUUAUGAGCCCUUACUACCACAUGGCACCAGUGGCGUUAUAUAAUUUGCGGUUUCGAAUUUUGUAGCUUAGAUCUCUGUUUGAUCCAACAAAACUAAACUGAAAAUAGAAACUUUAGCUAACUUAGUUGAAGUUCGAUGUUUGAUUUCGGAAAGAAAUGAUUAUUUAAUGCAACUUUUCCUUGAACUGAUUGUUUGGCUAUUGGCUGCUUUGCUGACAAGUUGUUAAUUUGUGUUACCUAAGAAAAGUGCACCAUUGAUCGACUGGCGUUAUAUAAGUUUAAUUUUGUAUUUUCUGAUGAAAAUGUGAAAAAAUAUUGUGCAUGCGUCACGGUAAAACGACAGAUUAUACAUUUGUGUAUUUAUAAAUGUGUACACACAUGUAUAUAUGGAUUUACAUUGUCCCUUCUAGUCUGUAAGACAACUGCUUGGGCCGGAAAAUGAUUUGCGUUUAGGACGGGGUUUAUCAGAAAGUACACCAGCAAACUGAAGGGACUGUCUUUACACUAAAUUUCUGCCUGGAUUUUAAUUACUAGCGGCAAAAAAUUAGCUAUAAACUCAACGUUACAGAUAACAGGAGGUAUUGGUAUAGAAUUUCAGAACGGCCAAUAUAGUUCGCAGCGUUAUUAUCUGAAUAUUAAACGCGCAUUUUAAUAAAACCCCGACUGGUGAUCUUUGACUUUAACAAAAAAAUACAUUUGCUAGAGGUGAACUCAGCCCCGCUCGCAGACAAGACAUUUUUUUGACUCUAAAGAACGAAGGUCAUACCGAUUUCGGCGUGGAAGCCACUUAAAGUUCUAUUGCUAACGGGUAUACCUUUUUCGUAACUUUUUUGCGGUCCGUACGUCCCAAACUUAAAACUUCUGACUUGAGUGUCUACUUCGAUGUAGGCAUCAAUAGGGAACCCUAGGCAAACGAAGUCGUCCAACUGCCUUAGGAUAGCAUUCUCGACAAAGUCAGCUAGCUACAACCAUGAAGAAAUUAGAUACUAUUUUGGUUUGUACGAAGACAACGAUCGCAGAAUGGCCAUGCGUCUCGCUUCCCGAAAAUGGCAUUCGAGUAGCGAAUCAGAGUCGCCGACGCGAGCUGACAUAGGCAUGAGACGACUGCGCUGAUCUCGAUGUACAUAAGUGCAGACGUCGUCCAAUACCAACUCCAGCCAGGGUGAGGAGAUUAAGGGUUUGCUUGCUAGCAAUGCGGCGAGAUGCAGUGGCGACAGCAGCUGCUUAUUGAUUUUUGGAGGUUGAUUAAGCGCACAGUGGGCGCGAACAGAAAGAGGGAGAUGUAACUGUUGGAAAAACCAACCAACGUAUAGACUACUUUUCUGGCGUUUCUAGCUGAGUAGCGGGCUUACGAUUUUGAUGCUGCCUAAGGAAAUUCCAUACCACCUGUGGUCGCGUCUAGGGAGUACCUGGCGACGACGAGCUGCAUGCCAAAAAAUCCUUUUCGUAGGCAAUAAUUUGAGGCAACGUUUCAAAACAUUAGCUGCGUGUAGUAACAGGCAUAUACCACUGGACGGUAAAAAUGAAGGGAUGAGCAAAACCCUGUGUGUUUUUAUGAGCUGCUAAAUGGCGUGGGUAUUUUAAUGUGUCGGGAAAUAGAGUUUCUCUACUUUGGUCCUCUGAUGCUCUGUGUCGACGUCCGAAUUUUCAGUUUUGCUCCGCACAUAAUCACCGAUGUUCUCCGUGGGACUUGAGUGACCCUUAUAGCAGUCCAUCAGUAUUAUUUUUCCAAUUGCAGAAAUACGGUUGUAUGUCUAUCUGUAAUUUAUAAAUAAUCUUAUCACAUGGAAAAAUGAUUUUCUGAGUACAACGCUGUCAUCUCAUGUCAAAGGAGUGGGUAGCGUCGUCAGUGUUUCAUUAAUUUCUGGCGUUGACAAAGGCAAACUGCAGUAAACGCUCAAUCUUUAUUCGUACUCACUACUUACUACAUGAACGUAUUGUCAUGCUUUUCACCGUCUCCAGUUAGUCCCCCAUUUUUUUUCAUUAUUUCACUUAUUAUACUGGCGUGACAACGUUAGCGUUAAGGCAGAAGGCUACAUUAGACUGCAAAUCACAGCACUACUUUUCAACAUGCAGUGCUUAGCAACCGGACUCGUUAGGGCAACCACGCUGCCACAGGACUUAAGAUAGUCCAGAUCCCCGUUGAUAGGUUUUGAGUUCGGCGGGUUAAUGCAAGUGAACUCCCAGGCCACGUUAACCGUAACUUUUGCCCCGACUCGGUGAAUAUGUCCAAAAAUCCAGAAAUUCAACUUACUUCUCAUUACCUUUUUUCCGUAAACCUGUCCCUAUAUUUGGAAACGCUGUGCCCAGGCGUUCCCACUAUUUGUAGAUGGCCAAAUUCCCUGCAUGAAACAUCAGCACACAAGUAUACCCCUCCUGUUGGUUGCAUAGCUUGCUAAGCCACUCCUAUAAGAAAUAUUUUCUAACAUAGUCUGCCACUGUAUUCGGGGUCUUUAAAAUAACUCUAAUGUGAACGUUUGGAAUGUUCAAUUGUUCCGAUAGCAUCAUGUGUUUUUAAGUUGUCGGGCGCUCUACAAAGGGUAACUCCAAAUUUACGGAACUCCUAUAAGAAUGUAUUCUUGCGUAGACUGCAGUGUGGAUUUAAAUCAUUUUGGAAAAACAUUACUGUCCUUUUAUUCUCAGCCUUUAAAGUAUCCCGAUCUUGGAGGUUUAAAAUUUCCAAGCAACCUGAUCACAUGAAGUUUUACCUUGUCGGGUAACCUAUCUAAUGUAGGAGGAAUUCAUGAAUUACCUGAACGGCAAGGAUCGGGAGAAGGACCCCAAGCAAUUUGUGUCAUACAAGGAAUACCUACUAUACUUUUUAAAUGAGUUUCAGUCCGACACGAUUACUCCGGUUUGGUGCUUCAUCGUCCAAAUAUGGGUCGUCUAUUGUAGACGGUGUGGUGCACUAUCUAUAAUGACCUCAUCUCAGACAGUUGAGAAGCGAUCGUUGUAGACACUUAACGUUUAUUUUUUUAAUUGUUCUUCUUAAUUUCGGUUGUUAUAUGUCAAUGCAAUAAAACCUUCCUACCCGAAAAACGUAUUUACCAAUUAUCUACACUUAUUCUGCCAUUCCUCUAUACAUACAUAGGUCCCACCAGGUAAAACCCCCUAUUACCACUUUUCCCGUAAGACAGGCACCUUUGGCUGGUCGUGUAUGUUUGGGGUCCCUCACCCAAUCGCUGCCAACUGAACUACCGAAAAACUCGAAAAUCCACGGUGACGGAAAGGACAUGGUUACCGAAAAUCCCUGCAGUUUUUAGUAUCAGUAUGUUUCAGCAAAGUGAAACGUGACUUAUUCAUGCAAAGUGCCAAGUUUUAGGAAAGGUACACAAUACAACUCCCUCUCUGAAAACAUCAGGAAAACACAGUCCGUAUUUGCAUAAGGCCGAAAUAAAUUUUCCCACCUUUUCUUUGCCUGCGCCAGAUGAGAAUAAGUAUUUCUCAAUUUCCAGGCCGUCUCCGUGGACAGCAAGGGCAGAAUUUACGUCGCUGACACAAAGGCCUGUACAGUGUGCUACUUUAAACCAACAGGGCGCUACUUGGGACAGUUUGGGUCUCGCGGCACAGGUGACAACCAGUUCAGUGGGCCCGUUGGAAUUGCAAUAGAUUCCGCCGAUCGUAUUUACGUCACUGACACUCCAGCCCACUGCAUCAAAGUCUUCGAGAAUGGAGGAGAGUUUCUCUACAAAUUUGGAAGCAAUGGACUGGAACCGGGUUGUUUUCACUUACCUAUCUACCUCUGCUUCGACUCCAAUGACUUGCUCUACGUUAGUGACUCGGGUAAUAGCCGAAUUCAAGUAAGUCAUCGAAAUUUUCGAAACCAGAACCCAUGAAAUAAAUAGUUGUGCAUUCGCAUAAUCGCUAUGCUUCCUGUUAAGAUGUGUCCACGCGACAUGACAGAAAGUACCCCAUCUUCAAAGACAGAUAGAAGUUUGCUUAAGCCAGUCAUCUUCAACCUCCAACUGUGCUAAUGAAAACCGCUGACAAGUAAACCGUUUGAGGACUUCUGAUAUCUGCAGAGAUGCCCCUGAAAUGUAAUACUCAGCGGCACUUAGUCCCAUGAUUUCCCAUCUCAUAGUUAGCCCGUAGACUUAAAGUUAUAAAAUAAUCGAGUUUUUCGGAUGGACUGUUUGACUGCGUCCUAGAAACUGAAAAUAAGCAAAGUAAAUCAUGUUAGCAAUAUCUUACAUGUUUGUUUUAAUUAGACAAGUCUUCUGAGCGCAACAAAGAACAAGGCCUGUGUUCACGAGUGUGUUGAGCAGUCUGGCCCACAAUUGGGUCCGCAUGCGACAACAAGGCAAUCUAUAUAUUCAUCGCAGUGAAAAAAUGGUACCCAAGUUUGGGGGCAAUUGAAAUAAUUAAAUUUUAAUUACGGCCCCAAAGAGAUAAACAAUUUGACCGUCCGUUAGAUAGGGCCUACCCAAGUAAACAGUAAACAAGAAAAAUAAUUUGUUUUGCGAAAUCCGGUGUAGUCCCUAGUGCAGUGGAAAGUGACCGUCUGACCAAUCAGUACAUGGAGAUGCAUUAUCUAGAAAGGUAGAGGGAACCGAAAUCACCAUUCAUGGUGUGUUAGCUGCCGUCCCAAUUUUCAGGUGGAUGGUGGCCCAAGUUUGCAUUGGGGCACUUUUAGACAAUCCGAACUAACUUUAUUCCGAUGUUCAGGUUUUUGACAAUCACGGUCAGUUUCUUCGGUUGCUGACCACCCCUCUGGACCUGCUAAACGAGCCAACUGGGAUUGCAGUUUCACUGGCUGAACAAAUGGCCGUCGUGGUGGACUCGGGGAACUUCUGCAUCAAGGCCUUUCAAAUGUGUGAUCCGGCUGCCGCAGCAAUGAGCAGUAGCAAAUCCGAACGUCAAAAACCGCCCGCAUAA